Fusarium mangiferae is the source of this 153-nucleotide messenger RNA. RefSeq lists its product as uncharacterized. The record is from RefSeq and is a predicted model, not a curated record. The transcript is spliced from 3 exons. NCBI's taxonomy places the organism in Eukaryota, Fungi, Ascomycota, Sordariomycetes, Hypocreales, Nectriaceae. Bases 1 to 153 code for a protein of 50 amino acids.
AUGCGAGAUUCAGUGGAAGCAAUUGUGUUACCUCUGGACUGCCUAACUAUGACAUACCCCAUUCUUAUAUAUCCCUCAAAGUCCUCGUCGUUCCCAAAGCAUUUCGAAUCUGCCACAAACAGGUUGGUCAUUCUUGAUGAAACGAACAAAUGA